Messenger RNA from Egretta garzetta (little egret), 916 nucleotides. It is a transcript of the gene CDC42SE1, whose product is annotated as CDC42 small effector 1. The transcript is spliced from 4 exons. The coding region runs from base 157 to 393 and encodes 78 amino acids. Lineage: Eukaryota; Metazoa; Chordata; Aves; Pelecaniformes; Ardeidae. Gene Ontology annotation, molecular function: small GTPase binding. Gene Ontology annotation, biological process: regulation of Rho protein signal transduction. The record is from RefSeq and is a predicted model, not a curated record. Gene Ontology annotation, cellular component: plasma membrane.
GCUCUGCCUCCCCCCAGGUGCAUCCCCACCAGCUCGGCCACCUCAACCAAGUCCCCCUACCCGUCCCCAUGGAGUGACCUCGCGGGGGUCUCUGCACCGGCGCAGCCCCCCCGGCAGCCAGCCCGGCAGGGAGGGAAGCUGGACGCCACCGCGAAUAUGAGCGAGUUCUGGCACAAGCUGGGCUGCUGCGUCGUAGAGAAGCCACAGCCCAAGAAGAGGAGGAGACGGAUCGACCGCUCCAUGAUUGGGGAGCCCAUGAACUUCGUCCACCUGACGCACAUCGGCUCUGGCGACAUGGCCGCGGGCGAAGGCCUGCCCAUGACCGGUGCUGUCCAGGAGAUGAGGUCCAAGGGCAGUCGGGAGCGACAGUGGAGCAGCUCCCGGGUCUUGUAGCGUAUUCCUGGCUUUUUCAGCCCAAACUUGAACUGCCUGAUCCUUCAACCGGAGGAGACGCCAACCUCGAGUGCUUUAACCCCGCGGUAAUUUAUGCAGAGCGAUCCUCGCCCGGCUCCCAGUGGCUUUUGGCCAUCGUCCCCCUGGCAAAUCCCUCCUUCCCAGAGGCAUCGGGUCGGUGACGCGGGGAGGGAGCGGGGACGGCAGCCCCCACCUCGUGCCCGCCCGGGAUUUCAGCCAAAAGGACUCAGCCGCCCUCCCGAAGCACGCCAGGAGCUGCCGGGCGCAGCCACGAUGUGCCAAAUCCUCCCAGUUUUCCCUUUUUUCCACACCGGCGUCUCCCAUGGGCCCCUCUCGGCGCCGGGCCGCGGUGCCUCGGUUUCCCCGGGGGAUCGCAGCGAGGCCGGUCCUGAUGCCGGUGUGGUGCCCUCCCGGAAAGGCAUAGAAGAGCAAAACCAGGAUUAAACCCCAACGCUUCGGAGUCUCGCCGGCAGCCGCUCAGUGCCGACACCACCAGCGAGCC